Trichophyton benhamiae CBS 112371 is the source of this 555-nucleotide messenger RNA. RefSeq lists its product as uncharacterized. Gene Ontology annotation, cellular component: membrane. Bases 1 to 555 code for a protein of 184 amino acids. The record is from RefSeq and is a predicted model, not a curated record. The transcript is spliced from 2 exons. NCBI's taxonomy places the organism in Eukaryota, Fungi, Ascomycota, Eurotiomycetes, Onygenales, Arthrodermataceae.
AUGUUUGUUGCUGGACUUCUUCUCAAGGGCAUCAAGAGCCGUUACUCUACUGGCUCUAUUAUCGGUACGCUGUUUGAAUGCUGUAUCCGAUUCCUGCAGUUCGUCUUUGGCAUCGCUGUCAUCGGCUUGUAUGCACAAGACGUCGACCGGGCCAGGAAACAUGGUGACAGCCAGGACUCACGAUGGAUCUUUGCAACCGUCGUUGGCACACUAUCCGCUAUCUCUGGACUUGUCUACAUCCUGAUCCCCUGCGCCGUGCGGCGACCUCUAUCCCAAGCAACUUUCAUCCACCUACCGUGCUUCGUCUACGACAGCGUCCUAGUCAUUCUCUGGCUGACGCAGUUCGGCAUCUUCGCAAAGCUGUACAUUACCGUCGACGAUGACAAGGACAAGAGCCUCAAGCGCAUGAAGCACUCCGCCUACGUGGACCUGGUCAACCUGUGCUUCUGGGCCAUCACCUGUGCUUGGUGUGGUAUUCGCUGGUGGAGAGGAAACAAGGCCGGUGGUGUCCAGAAGGAGGAGAAGGCCUUUGAUGAGCAUAUUGAGCAGGUUUAA